UAUCGGUGCAGACAGUACAUGCAUGGCAUGGAGAGCAACAUCCAAGCACGAAAGUCAUAGAUGUGCCUCUUGAAAAGUAAAUUGUCAAAUUUUUUAGUAGUUUUUUUAAUGUUUGGGUUGCAAUUUGAGAUGUAGAUACAUUGGCGCAACUCUAUCAAUAAGUUCAUGUUAGUUGUUUACUGAUGUAAACUCACAUGCUGUUCCUGUGAAACGAGUCCCUUCUUCUCCAAGGAUGCUACGGCGUCCCCAGCCUACAGACUCGGAGGCGGACUUGUUGAGGGAACAGGAGAGGUUCCUGAGCUCUGGAGCCCAGGCGGCUGCGACUGUGGUCCGCCGGCCGGACAAAAGAAGACCGCAGAGUGGAGCAACGGAGGUGCCACAGGAGACUGGAGAUGGGCAAAGGGAUGUCGUGACUAUAGAAGAUCUACCAGAUGAAGUGCCCUCGCUAACCCCAGCACCGCCAAAGAAGUCCAGGUUCAAGUCCCGCCGUGUGACCUUUGAGCAUGUGGAUGCAGAGGAGCAACUGGACACACAUGACACUCACAUCACUGCUGUCCUAUCUAGAAUAAUUGAAAAGGAUACCAGCUCUGUUCCUGUGUCACUACCAGAGUUCACUGGCAUGGCUUUUCCUAAAGUACUCCACCGCUCUCAAUAUUGUGAGAUGCCAGAAGCUUCAGGUCCUGGUUGUAAAAAGAGCAUCUUUGCACGUCAGAUAACUGCUCAAAGACUUAAAGAGGGAAAAACACAAAGUUUAACUUCACAGGCACAAACCAAGAAAGAACUGAUGGACUGCAAUAUUGGUACAGACCAAGUUGGAGAGGCAGGUCCCAGGCUGAUUUCAGGGCAGGGUCUUGGGGUGCAUGGUGGCUCAGAGGAGAUCAUGAGAAUCCACAGAGAGAGUCAAGAGAAACUACAGAGCAUGUCGGAGUCAGAGAUCCUGGAUGAGCAAAAGAGGCUCCUGUCUCAGCUUGAUCCAAGGCUGGUAGAGUUAGUAAGAUCAUGCAAAGCCCGAAACAUUCCAUCCUCUGCACCAGCACCCCAUCUGCCAAAAGACCAGUGUGCCCCUCCUCGUGAUGCUCUGGGUCAGUCGCCAUGUGCUCAUGUGGAUGUGGAGAUGGAGCCAGAGCAAGAACCUGUCACUGAAGCAGACCUGCCAGUGAAGCCUGACAAAAACUGGGUACAUAUGGACAAGUUGGAGCCUGAGAAGCUGGAGUGGAUGAGAGACUUGCCUCCACCAAGAAAAAAAGAAACCAACAAAGCCAUGCAGGCACGCUUUGACUUUGCAGGGACUCUGAUCCCGCCCACUGACGACCUGCCCACUCACCUGGGUCUGCACCACCACGGAGAGGAACCGGAGCGAGCAGGGUAUUCUCUCCAGGAACUCUUCCUCCUUUCUCGGAGUCAAGUAAUCCAACAGAGGACUUUGGCUCUUAGCACUCUGGCUAAUAUUAUUUCUAAGGCCCGAUGUGGUGGGUACCACUCCUCCCUGACGGGCUCUGUGCUGUCCUCUCUACUCGAUGCUGGCCUGCUCUUCCUGCUGCGCUUCUCUCUGGACGACAGUGUGGAGGGGGUGAUGUGUGCUGCCAUGCACGCUCUCCACGCAUUACUCGUGUGUGCUGAGGAUGAAGCAUGUAUGGACAGCGUUUUCUGUUGGUUUAGUGGCAUGGCUCUAUUUCCUCUGCUGCCAUCUGCUGAUGGGGUAGAGGACGAUGAGCAACUCAAAGAGACCAAAGAAAAGCAGGAUGAAAAGAGUGAUUAUGAGGUGGCGCGGCACGAUGUUGUUAAGGGUUUGCUAAAAAUGAAACUUCUUCCUCGACUGCGAUACAUUCUGGAGGUUGUUCGUCCAUCUGCUCACGUCAUCCAUUACAUAAUGGAGAUCAUUAUUCGGCUUGCAAGGCACUCCACUUCCUCUGCCACUCAGGUUUUGGACUGCCCUCGUCUGAUUCAGGUGAUUGUGCGGGACUUCCUGCCUGCCACUUGGAUGCCCCCAGCCUCAGCCCCUCCUAAGUCUGUGUAUGAACUUCCUCAAAUCACUGUGCUAAAGCUGCUUAGAGUACUGUCCACAGCUGGCAGACAUCUCUGCGCCAGAAUCUUUAACUCUCAUGGGGUGAAGGAGCGCCUCUCCUGCCUGCUCAGUGCUGAGCCCAGUGACCUGCUGCUGGGAGAGGCUGAAGCUAUAAAGCUUUGCACUGAGGCCUACCGACUGUGGGCAGUGGCAGCCCGCUAUGGACAGGCCUGCGACCUAUACCUUGAUCUGUAUCCAGCCCUCCUGAAAUCCCUCCAGUCUCCUGGGCCCCUAGCUUUGUCAGAGCCUCUGUUUCCGGAGCGACUGCAGAGGCUGCUGGCCCUGAUUUGUUUGCUCACUCAGAUCACUCACACAGCUGGAUGCCACCAGGAGCUGCAGGCUGUUAUGCUCAGUAGUGGUGGUGAAGAGUGCCUGCCUCCUCCCCCUAUUUGCUGGGAGCAUGUCUCUGGACUGCAGCAGACCUUGAUGUCUCAUUUAAAGAGCUUUGUGAAAGGACUUGAUAGUAACAAUCAGAGAGAGAUCAGCCUUGCUCUUAUCCCUGCUUAUCUCAUCUACCUACAGGCCUAUUAUCAUCAACUCUCUCUGCAGUCAAACACAUCUUCACAGAAGAGCUUCAAUCCGGUACACACCCUAGAGGAACUGGAGGGGCUGGCGUCAGAGCUCAUCUCUUUGCUGUCCCAUUGUGUGGUUCAAAGCCUCAUUAAGAAUCUCAGGUCUUUCUCAAUGGUGUGUAAUACUGUCCAGUGCCAUGCUGAGACCACUGCAAGUCUACCUGGUCUGUCUUGUCCCAGAUGGCGGGACACUCCUGGUCUGGCUUCUCCCACUUCCCCUUUCCCUCUGUUGACAGGACUGGCCCUUCUGCUGGACACAGUCACAUCCAUCCACAAAGGCCUCACAUUAAAGUUCUCAGGUAUUUUUUCUGAGCCUGUUCUUGAGUACCUUUGCUGCACUACCCGGGCCACCCCUGCCCUGUCCAUCUCUAAAGCCUGGCUCCUGUGUCAUGAGCACCAUCUCCUGUACCUGCUGCUGCGACUGGCCCACAGGCUGAUUCCUGUUGAUCCAGAGGUAGCCAAACAAGCCCCACUUUUCCACCAGAUGGCACUAGUUCUGUUGUCAUGGAUUUUACCGGGAAGUGAAUUUAUGGCUCAUGAUCUUCUCUCAAACAUCAUCUUCAGCAAGUCCUUUAUACCGGAGGGCCACAGUGGAGGACCAGAGGCAGUUGAUCUGGGGGAGCUCAGGCUCCAGCAGGAAUGCCCCAGUUCUAAUCAGGCCCUAGGCUCUCUGCUCAGAGAGGCCUGUGUCCAGCUGCCCUCCAUUCGAGCCUGCUUCCUCACCCACUUGGCCCAUUUGGAACCAGCUGUGGUAGUAUCCAGGAACUCACUCCUUGGUCGAACUCCUUGGAUGACAUCUCAGUUCCUCCCAGAGCUCAGUGGUCCCAUCCUGCCCUCUGAUUGGCCCUACCUUCCCCUACUGAGCCUGUAUAAUCGGGCCGAGGGUGGGGGGCUGUCCGUUCAGGAGCUACCCUUGGGGGCUCUCAUGGCUGUGACCCACUGCCUUCAGUGGCUGCUUGUGCUGGAGGUCUGGAGAGAGGAGGCUCUAAAGGUGAUUCUGCCUGUAGCCAAACUGUCCCGUUUGUCCUGUGUGUUCCUCUGCUCCAGCGACUUGUUCCUGGAGAGACCCAUCCAAAGUCUGUCCUGGGCAUUGUUCAGGCUGCUCACCAGAGCUUCCCGCUUGAAUUCACUGGACCUGAGCAUCCCUCCUCCAGGCCUGGCCUCCUUCCAGGACCUGUACUCAGCCCUGCUGGCUCAUUAUGAGGCCGUGUCAUUUGGGGACCCCCUGUUUGGCUGCUUCAUGCUGCUACCUUUGCAGAGGAGGUAUAGUGUGGAUCUGAGACUGGUUGUGUUUGGAGAGCAUGUCGGGAUCCUCCGCUCACUCAGUGUCACUGUGGAACAGCUGUCCAUCCCCUUGGAGUGCUUCACCUCUCCUCCUGAGGACUGCCUGACCCUGCUCCGUCUGUACUUCCGCUGCCUGCUCACUGGAGCUCUGAAGCAAUGCUGGUGCCCCGUGCUCUAUGUGGUCGCACUCUCUCACCUCAACACCUUCAUUUUCUCCCAGCACGCUGCAGCACAGGAGGUGGAGGCUGCCCGAAUCUCUAUGCUCCGGAAAAUAUUCUAUCUGACUGAUGAGGUGUUGAAGAAGCACCUCCUGCUGUUCCGUCUGCCCCAGCAGCAGUCAGACUGUGGCUUUGACCUGUACGAGCAGCUGCCUCCCAUCAGGGCCAAGCGUCUGGAACAAGUCCUGCAGCCACAGGACCCCAGUAAUGACAAGGACCACCGAGAUGAGAGUGAGAAGUGAAACAGAGCAGCGAACACGUGUGCUAUGGUCCUUUACUCCAGACCACAUGGUGCAUUAGUGAAGAGAUCCUCAGAAAGUCGACUAUACAUUGUAACAGAAGUGUUUAUGGACACGUUGUAUUACUUGCAAUAAUCUGUUUCAUGGAUUUUAAUGGUGGUUUUGAAACUAUGAAACACCUAAUUUUAAGAAUAAAACCCUUAGGGAUGAACUGCAGAUGGAGGGAAAAAUUAGUUCCACAGAUUUUUCCUUUGGUUAAGAACAAGAACUCAAACUUAACCAUCCCGCUCUUCUGGCCAAAACAAAAACGCAUGUUUACAAGUUUCUGUCUGGGAAUAAAAUCUGAUUCUCAUACAAUAUUUUGCUUUCUCUUAUUAUUAAAAAGCAACAUAUCAUGGAGAAUCUUCUAUAUUUUAAUACAGUUAUAACGGUGGGAUUACCCAGUUGUAUUUUGAUUUAUUUAUUCAUGCCUGCGUCAUCCUCCAUUGUCCUGCAUUUGAGGUGCUCUGAAAGUUUAAAAUUUUCACCUAUCCCUUAUCUUUUCCUCCUCCUCUGUCUUUGCUUGUCAUUAUUCAAAACAAAAAUGAAAAAAUGUUGUUGCUGUUUUGAAUAGAUAAUCAAUGUUUUUUAUUAUUAUGAAGCAGUCUUAGAUUAAUUAAUUGUGUUUUACAAUGAACUAAAUGUUAAAUGUUGAUCUACGUAUGUUAUAUUUUAAUACAAAAAAUAGCAUAAUGUCUUCUUUAAAUACUAGAAAACUAAAUAAAUGUUAACAGAAAGGAUUUUAUAGAUAAUAGCGGUUAAUUGUUGCAAAUGUGAAAACCUGUUUUACAUAAAGUGCUGUGUUCUGUUAUUGAUCAGUCCCUCAUUUAGUGGACCCCAUUACUGCUCAUUGACACUGGAUUAAUUGCUGUCUUUGUUAAACAUAGGAGAUUGGAAAAAUGCCCUGAGGGGAUUCUGUACUCAGAGUUUGAUAAAAGCCAGCGGUGAUCAAUGCAGUGCCAUUUGAGAGCCCAAAAUAAGUUCCAUCAGUCACAUUUAUGGACUUCUCCUCAUUAAUAAAAAUUACUGUAUAAGCAUGAAAAACACAGGCCAAACUGAACUUAACUUAUUUUUAGAGAGGGCAGUCCAUGAUAAUCUCUAAAGUUUUUUUUUUCUUUUACCUGAAACUUAUUCUACAACUCCUGAUUUUGCUAAAUCAUUCACCUGUGUGAAGAUUCAGUAUGAGGUCAAGCCUGUGAUUUGGGUCUUGAUUAGAGACAGUAUGGCAAAGUUACUCUGGAUAAAAACUUGUGUACAUUAUGAGCUUCUUUAAAAUGUUCAAUAAAUUAUGACAACAUAGA
Messenger RNA from Boleophthalmus pectinirostris (great blue-spotted mudskipper), 5718 nucleotides. It is a transcript of the gene rpap1, whose product is annotated as RNA polymerase II associated protein 1. Gene Ontology annotation, biological process: transcription by RNA polymerase II. The record is from RefSeq and is a predicted model, not a curated record. NCBI's taxonomy places the organism in Eukaryota, Metazoa, Chordata, Actinopteri, Gobiiformes, Gobiidae. The transcript is spliced from 27 exons. Gene Ontology annotation, cellular component: nucleus. The coding region runs from base 233 to 4381 and encodes 1382 amino acids.